Saccostrea cuccullata (small rock oyster) is the source of this 1461-nucleotide messenger RNA. RefSeq names its product tetraspanin-9-like. The transcript is spliced from 7 exons. Lineage: Eukaryota; Metazoa; Mollusca; Bivalvia; Ostreida; Ostreidae. The record is from RefSeq and is a predicted model, not a curated record. Bases 47 to 787 code for a protein of 246 amino acids. Gene Ontology annotation, cellular component: plasma membrane.
AUAUAUAAGUGAAUGAGUUUGCCUGAGAAGUGCUGAGCAUUUAAACAUGGGGCAGUCUGGAAAAGGAUCUGCAAUCUGCACCAUUAAGUACCUCUUCCUCAUUUUCAAUGUCAUUAUAUGGGUACUUGGAUGUGGAGUGUUUGCAGUAGGAAUAUGGAUGCAGGCAAACAGGGAUUCCUUCUCCGUGGUUCUGCCCAGCCACAGCUUCCUGACCGCGGCUUCCUUAGUGAUAAUAGCAGGAACCAUAACUCUGGUCAUAGGCUUUGUAGGAUGCUGUGGUGCUUUAGUUGAGAACAAAUGCAUGAUGGUGGUUUACUUCAUUUUUGUCCUGAUUAUAUUUGGACUAGAGAUUGCAGCUACAGCAUUGAUAUUAUCAUAUCAAAAGGAUAUCAAAACAGCAAUAAAAGAAGAAAUGUUAUACAGCUUGGAGUACAGUUCUGAUCCACAAGUCCAGUCAGAAAAGAGGGAAGGAAUCUUACAGCUUAUUGAUACCAUACAAACAGAUCUCCAGUGUUGUGGUGUGAAUAACUACACGGACUGGUAUGACAUCGGAGACCGGGGUAAACAGGUCAGGCCCUCCUGUUGUGUGGACCCUGCACCAGAUUGUGAACAGUCCCAGAGCUUUCUGUGGAACACAAAGGGUUGUAUGGAUGAAAUAGAGUAUUUGUUUUCCAAGAACAUGCAGUACAUUGGGAUAGCUGGUUUAUGUGUGGCAGUUGUUCAGAUUCUGAUGAUGGCAGCAUGUAUAAUGUUGUUCUGCAACAUGAGAGAUAAAUCUAAAUAUUAAUAUAUAGAACUGGUGUGUAAGGCCAACAGAAGCACAACAAAUAAUCUAGAUAUAUACCAAAGACAGUGGUGAUACAUGUAGCUUGUCAGAUCUCUGUUUUGUUUCUGUACUGGACACCAUAUCAGCGGAGAGCUUGGAGAAAAAGUUCCAGUUUUGUUUAGAUUUUCUCCUUAAAUGUCAAUAUAAUAAUGCUUCGCACUUUUGAUAUUGUCAUUUUUUUAGGGUAAACAAAUGUUAUAUUGGAACCAUGCAUAUACAUGUAGUAUUAUUUAAUCUGCCAAAUGCUAUCAUGCCAAUUUUGCACUCUUGAUAUGGGAAAUAAAAGCCAAAGGACAUCAGUUUAUGAAAAAUUGAUAAAUUCCCCGUUAAAUUUUUUUGUAUGAAAUGUUUCAAGAUAUUUUUGCUGGAGUAAGCUGUUUGAGGGAGGAUAUAUGUAUAUCAAUAUUGCCAUAAACUGGAGUAGACAAAGACUUCAUAAGUUCACAUGUUAAAAUUCAUUUCAAAAUGGAUGAAAAAUAAAAUACUGCAUUUAAAGAAGAAUUCAAAUUAUUCUGUAAAUUUUUCGAACAUUUUUAUGUUGUAUAUGAAUCAAGGGAAGUUGUAUUGCAAACUGCCAAAUAUUUGUUUGGGUUUUUCCUUUUUUUAUUCAAGUGGACUGUUGUUUAUUUCAUUAA